Messenger RNA from Vanessa atalanta (red admiral), 2631 nucleotides. RefSeq names its product pyridoxal-dependent decarboxylase domain-containing protein 1. The record is from RefSeq and is a predicted model, not a curated record. The coding region runs from base 71 to 2209 and encodes 712 amino acids. Lineage: Eukaryota; Metazoa; Arthropoda; Insecta; Lepidoptera; Nymphalidae. Gene Ontology annotation, cellular component: intracellular membrane-bounded organelle. The transcript is spliced from 15 exons.
AUUGUAUUUAGUGUGACGUUUACAAAUUCCUCUCGGUGUGUCGUAAAUUUGCGAAAAUUCGCCACGCAGCAUGGGAGAUGCGCCGGCUACAGAUAUGGACUCUAAUAUACCUAGUCCCGAGAGUGAUGCCCCUUCUGAAUUGGACCGGCAGCCUUUUGGGGGGCUGGAAUUCCAGGUUUCUGAGGUAGUUGGAAGGCUAGAAGCCGGGGUUAAUGCCCAAGAUGUUGAAGAAGAGGAAAAAAAACCGGAAACCAGAAAAAUAAGUACUGGUUUUUUCGAACCAGAAGAAAUGCCUAUGGAUGAUAUUCUAAAAGUUUUAGAAGAUCUUGUUUUGAAAACUGAUCCUAGUUGUGAGAGUAUGGAGCCCCCAUUAUUACCUACCGAUGCUGUGACGCGAGCAGCGAUCUUGUCUCAUAGCAUAUCUGCUUUAUUUGCACGAUUAGAAAGAAGUCAUGCAGCUAGACUUGGCGCUCAUAUAGCAAGCGAGACUACGCGCUGGAUGUCUCAUAUGUUCAGAUUAACAGAUUACAAUGCUUAUUAUCACCAAGAACAGAUGGAGGGCCUCGUUCGUGUUACCAGGAUGCUUUUACAUCACAGAUACCCUCGAUAUCUCGAAGAUGGAGCGUUGGCGUUUGCAAGCCGUCUCCCUUCUAUAUACAGCUGCGUGGCGAGUCCUCUGGGCGUUGUGCAACAUCUCUGCAGGCAGCUCGGUCUGCCGCUCGCCUGCGUGAGACCUGUUCCCGUUUGUGCUAAUGGUAAGAGUAUGGAUCUGGAGGCUCUGGAGCGGCUGUGCGCGGAGGACGCGGCGGGGGGCCGCACGCCGCUGCUGGUGCUGGGCGAGGUGGGCGGCCCGCCGCUGGGCCGCGGCUGCCCGCUGCGCGCGCUGGCGGCGCUGUGCGCGCGCACGCACACGCACCUGCACGUGCGCGGACACGCGCUGGCGCUGCCCGCCGCCAUGGGCCGCGACGAGACAUAUAGCGUAGCCGACUCCCUCACAUUAACGCCCGGACCUUGGUUCGGUGUUCCCGGCUUGCCGACUGUUACAUUUUACAAAAUACCAGAACCGAUCACAGCAAACGAACAUUCGAAAGGAGUCAAUGCGUCGGGCAGCCGCGAGGGCGCGCUGGCGGCGCUGGCGGGGCUGUCGGCGGGCGGCGCGCGGCUGGGCGCGCUGCCGCUGUGGACGUGCGCGCGCGCGGCGGGCGCGGCGGGGCUGGCGCGCCGCCUCGAGCGCGCCUUCCGCAACGCGCGCGCCGCCCGCGCGCUCGUCGCCGCCGCCGACCUCAAGCUGCUGAGUGAUAGACCUGGAGGUGACGAACCUCCCAACGUAGAUUUGGUUGAAGCAGUGAGCCAAGCGUCAGCGUGUGUAGCCUUUCAGUUCGCCCCACCGGAUGUGGACAAACCGCCAGCGUAUUACGAUAAGCUGAAUUCAUGGCUAGGACAGGUGUUACAGAGAGAGGCCGAUAUGGUCAGCAUCGAGGUGUGCGAGACGGAGGCGCACGGCGUGGUGCUGCGCUACUGCCCGCUGGAGGGCGCGCCCGACGCCGGCGCGGCGGACGCGUGGGCGGGCGCGCUGGAGGCGCAGCUGUCCGUGCUGCGCGCCACCGUGGCGCUGCGCGAGCCCUUCCGCCGCCGCCUCGCGCAGCACGCCACGCUGCGCCUCGUGCGCGUGCCCGGCUGGGCCGGUCUCGGUGGUGUUCGAUACGUACCUCCAGGGUGGGAGGAGGCGCCCAUUGAAGAGCUGAACUCUCUUAAUCGCCAGCUAGUCGAAACAUUAAGGGCCACCGACGGUGCCUUCUCGUGCGGCGAUGGAGAAGACGGGAUGGCUUGUGUUAGAUUUGGUAUGGUGACGGCGGACACGGACGUGGACGAGUUGCUUGACUUAGUGAUAUCUGCGGGGAAGGACGUUGAAGAGAAUUCCAAACAACUUACUGACAUGACUGAAGUUCUAAAGAAGGGCAUCAGCGCGGCGCAGGAGGAGCUGGCGCGCGAGGCGUGGCAGGAGGGGCUGCUGCGGCGCGUGCCCGUGGUGGGCCGCGUCGUGUCGUGGUGGGCGCCGCCCGCGCCGCCCGCCGGCCGCCGCCUGCUGCUGGCGCACGGCACGCUGCAGACCACGGAGGACAUCUACAGACGCGUACAGAAGAAAGAAAACGAGGAGCCUGCGCGUGCGCAUUCACCCACGAGACAAAACAAACAGGAAGAGCAAUAGCAGUUAACUCGUGAGUUCGAACUCACACAUGAAACUAUUGUAUAGUAACAAAUAAUUAACUUUAUUACUACGUAAUAAAGUUGAAAAUAUAAUAAACUUCUGAUGUAUAUAACUAAUGUAUAAUCUACGGAGUGGAUAAUUAGAGAAAAAUUUAUUUAAACACUGUAUCACAUUAGUAUAAUCCGUGCCAAUAUAGAAAUAGUAUAUUAUAGUCGAGGCCGGAAAAAUAUUCAUAGUAAAAUUUUAUAGAAAAGCAUUAGACUUAUAAUUAAAGAUUAAUUAAAAAUUAUAAUUAUUAAAAGUUAUGUUUCCCAAACGGUCAUAUUUAUUUUGUUCGGCCUUGAGACGGUCCCUUGAAGAAGACCAGAUUCAAAAGUAAAACAGGCUUGCGGGUUUUUUUUAAUUCAUUUAUUUCCCGCCCA